Syngnathus typhle (broad-nosed pipefish) is the source of this 2155-nucleotide messenger RNA. RefSeq names its product glycerate kinase (gene glyctk). Gene Ontology annotation, molecular function: glycerate kinase activity. Lineage: Eukaryota; Metazoa; Chordata; Actinopteri; Syngnathiformes; Syngnathidae. The transcript has 7 exons. Bases 195 to 1736 code for a protein of 513 amino acids. Gene Ontology annotation, cellular component: cytoplasm. The record is from RefSeq and is a predicted model, not a curated record. Gene Ontology annotation, biological process: protein phosphorylation.
GUAAUACGCGUAGAGCCCACGAAUAGUGCUAUUGGGCUUGCCGACUACAGACGCAGAAAAUAAAGUAAAAAGGGCUUCCGGAAUUGGACGUUGAAUACAUGUAUGUGGUUGUGAGGUAUGUGAGUUGAAGGAAUGAAGAGACGUGCGCUAUCGCAGGGGAGCCAGUGGUGUCGGGUCAUGUAGUAAUCACUUCAAUGGCACGCGUUCUCUCCCUGAUCCGGACUCAACCAUUCCUUGCUCUCCUGGGGAGGAGGACAAUGUCGCUCGACCGUGGGGCGCGGGAGGUGUUUGCUGCGGCGGUGGAAGGCGUACAGCCGGAUAUCGUCAUCCGGCAGAGUUUGGAACGCCAAAGCAACUCCAUGGUGGUUGUUGGUAGCUGCGGUGGCAAGUUCCCGCUGAGAAACAAUGUGCACGUGGUGGGCUUUGGAAAAGCGGUGCUGGGCAUGGCCGCCGAAGCUGAGAAGAUCCUGGGAGAACAUUUGGUGGGAGGAGUCAUCAGCGUGCCGCAUGGCAUUCAGCAGACAUUACGGCAGCAUGGCAAACACCACCUGCUGUUAAAGGAAAGAAGCCGUAUCCAAGUCAUGGAGGGCGCUCAACACAACCUGCCCGACGCCGACUCCCUGAAGGCAGCAGAAUGUAUUGCGAGGCUUGCAAAUGCGUUGACGGAGGACGACCUGCUUCUCGUGCUGAUUUCAGGUGGGGGCUCCGCAUUGCUCCCCGCACCCGUCUCGCCAAUGACGCUCCAAGAGAAACUGGACAUCACCCGUAAACUGGCAGCCGCCGGCGCCACCAUUCAAGAGCUGAACACCGUACGACGCGCCUUCUCCGUGUUAAAGGGAGGAGGACUUGCACAGUGUGCACACCCUGCUCAGGUGGUGGCAUUGAUACUAUCAGAUGUGAUCGGUGACCCACUGGACCUGAUAGCGAGCGGCCCCACAGUGCGGGGUCCGAUAUAUCGUGACGAGGUGCUGGCAGUCCUUGAAUGCUACGGCUUGCUGGACUCUGCCCCUGCCUCUGUGAAGGACGUGCUAGCUGGACUUGGUUCGCGCCAGGGAGUUGAAAUAGACAAGGCUGGGCGCGUUCUCAACGUAGUGAUCGGCUCCAACAACAUUGCCCUCCAGCACGCCGGCCGCCGGGCGAUUGAGCUGGGUUACCGCCCCAUCAUGCUCUCCCCGGGAGUGUGCGGUGACGUGAGGUCAGUGUCCCGUCUUUACGGCCUCCUGGCCCACUUCGCCUGCUCGCGUGGGGAAAACACGUCCGAGCUCGUGAUGAAGCUGGGACCGGAAGUUGGAGUAGAGCGCGGGGACCUUCAGCGUGUUAUGCAGAGUUUGGAGCGUGAUCGCGCGCAAGGACAAGGUAUUACAUGCGUGCUGGCGGGGGGUGAGCCCACCGUGGAACUCAUAGGUAACGGCCGCGGGGGUCGCAACCAGGAGCUGGCUAUGAGAGUGGGCCUGGAGUUGAGGGACUUGCAUCCCCUGGUAGACAGUCCGGUCUUCCUGAGCGGUGGAACCGACGGCCAGGACGGGCCCACCGAGGCGGCGGGAGCUGUCACGGAUGCGGGCUUGUACAAGGAUGCUCAAAAACAACAGUUGGAUAUGCUCAGCUUUCUUAAAAACAACGAUUCUUUUACUUUUUUCACUCGGCUAUCUGGUGGUCGCAACUUGGUUGUCCCGGGGUUAACCUGCACCAAUGUCAUGGAUGUGCACGUUCUGCUCAUUCCAUGUAGUGCCAAAUAGCACGGAGAGGAUAACUACACGGCAUUCUUGCUAUUCUUACAGUUUGUGGGAACCACAAGGGCUUUGGUGAAGGAAAAAAAAAAGUUAAUGUGAGAAAUUAGGUCCCCUGAAAGUUCAACAGCUGUAGUACUCAAUGCACUUUUGAAAAGAAACCUAUUUCGGGGCAUCUUUUGCCACUAUAGAUGACGCACAGCCAUCUGUCUGCCCCACAGCUUAUACAGUAAACUAUAUCUUAUUAUUCCAAUAAGAUUCCAUUUUUUUCCACUUGUGCAAUGCAAGAUUUUUAAUCCUUUAAUUCAAAACCAAUGAUACGUUAUUGCUUCAACUUCAGCCAACAAGUGAUUUAUCAUAGGAGCUGUUUUGUGUUAAGAAAUGCUACUGUUCUGUAUCAAUCGGACAUUAAAAUUAUAAACAAACAA